AUGUUGGCGCGCCCUGUUUGUAGUGGACACAUUUUGGGUUUCGAUGCCAUUUUGGGGCUGACUUUCGAGCGGGACGGCAGUAACAGUCGUCAAGUUAUGUCAAGCAAACUUGUUUGCCACUUUCACGACGAUCUUGUACCAGCAGAACAUGGAUCCUCCGCCAUCACUUUUCGAGCUAAAAGUGUCUUUCUGCAUCACUCUUUCACCAUAAACCAAGAGUUACAUCAACAAACUCUGAAAAAAAAUGUAGUACAAGGCUCGAGCAGGCUUUCGCUUUGGGGGGGCGGGGGCGAGGCUCUGGUUUCUGGCCGGGGGUAA
Messenger RNA from Protopolystoma xenopodis, 318 nucleotides. NCBI's taxonomy places the organism in Eukaryota, Metazoa, Platyhelminthes, Monogenea, Polystomatidea, Polystomatidae. The record is from the annotation of a GenBank genome assembly.